This is a messenger RNA of Rasamsonia emersonii CBS 393.64, 2406 nucleotides long. Its product is annotated as Carbon catabolite derepressing protein kinase Snf1. The record is from RefSeq and is a predicted model, not a curated record. NCBI's taxonomy places the organism in Eukaryota, Fungi, Ascomycota, Eurotiomycetes, Eurotiales, Trichocomaceae. Gene Ontology annotation, biological process: protein phosphorylation; intracellular signal transduction. The coding region runs from base 1 to 2406 and encodes 801 amino acids. Gene Ontology annotation, cellular component: cytoplasm. The transcript is spliced from 4 exons. Gene Ontology annotation, molecular function: protein serine/threonine kinase activity; ATP binding.
AUGGCCGCUGCCUUCGACGACGAAGACCUCUUCGUCUCCCUCCCGCCCUACAGCCACGACCGAGACCGCGACCGCGACCGAGACCGUGAUCGUGCCUCGGCCUCCUUGCCCAGCUCGACUCCGUCCGCCAUGGCGAUGCCUCCGCCGCCUCGCCCCAAUGCUGCUCGCGGGGAGCCGCCCACCCAGUCGCCGGCCACCGUGAGAGACAUGCAGCGGCUCGACCAGUACAAGACGGUCAAGGUGUUGGGCGAAGGGUCCUUUGGGAAGGUCAAGCUGGCCAUCCACCAGCCCAGCGGCCGCCAGGUCGCCCUCAAGAUCAUCCCGCGCCGGAAAUUGCUGUCCAGAGACAUGGUCGGUCGUGUGGAGCGCGAAAUUCAGUAUCUGCAACUCUUGCGGCAUCCGCACAUUAUCAAGCUGUACACGGUCAUCCCCACCAAGACGGACAUCAUCAUGGUGUUGGAAUAUGCAGAGAGGGAGCUGUUCGACUAUUUGGUAAAGCGCGGCAAGUGCAAUGACGACGAGGCCCGCAAGUUCUUCCAGCAGAUCAUCUGUGCCGUCGAGUACUGCCACCGGCACAAGAUCGUCCACCGCGACCUCAAGCCCGAGAAUCUGCUCAUCGACAGCGAGAAGAACGUGAAGAUCGCCGACUUUGGGCUGAGCAACAUCAUGACGGAUGGCAAUUUCCUCAAAACGAGCUGUGGUAGCCCCAAUUACGCGGCGCCCGAGGUCAUCUCGGGCAAAUUGUAUGCCGGGCCUGAAGUGGACGUUUGGAGCUGCGGUGUGAUCCUGUACGUCCUGCUCGUGGGUCGGCUACCGUUUGACGACGACUACAUCCCCGCACUCUUCAAAAAGAUCAACGAGGGGAAAUUCCACGUGCCCUCGUACAUCUCGCCGGGCGCGCAGAGGCUGAUCAGGGCCAUGCUGCAAGUCAACCCGGUGCACCGAAUUACUAUCCCCGAAAUUCGGCAGGACCCAUGGUUUUUGAAAGACCUGCCCAGGUAUCUGCAACCACCGCCAGAGGAGUUCAUCACCACCGGCGUGGAUCCGAACAAGGCGGUCGAUCCGCGCAAGAUUGCUCCGGGCAAGCCGGUGUCGGUGCAGGAGAAGAUUCACCAGGUGGCUGUGUCGAAACUCGAACGGAGUAUGGGCUACAGAAAGGAGGAGAUUGAGGAGACGCUGCGCAAGCCGGAGCCAAGCGCAAUCAAGGAUGCGUUCUUCAUCAUUGCCGAGAACGAGAUGAUGCAAACGAAUUCUCCCACAGACGACAAUCUCGAUGUUUGUCCUCCGGCCUCCUCUCCCCCCAAGCAAGAAACCGCCACCCUCUCUCCACAGGCACCCAAAACCGCCGCGGCGGCUCUUCGGCAAGAUCCUGUUGCUCCUUUGACCCCUCAUGUCCGGGAGUCGACACCCCCGCCGGCUCAGAUCCCCCAUCGACAGGAACCCGAAGACGAGGAAGAGCCCCGCGUGAGCCAUGUCCGGAUUCUCCCGACCAGCCUGCCAUAUGUCCAUGAACAGCUCAUGGAGCAGCGAGACAGCAAGCUACAAGAGGAGCAAUCUCCACCCGCCGACGAUGACCAGGAUGGCGCAGAGCCAGCCGCGGAGCGGACCCCGGAAGAGCAGGCCGCCACUGCAAGAGCUCUGAAGCCGCAUGCUCGUAGUAUCGUGGACCUUGAGAAGCUUCGAUUGGAGCCACCGGAGGGAUUCCAUCCGGCGCCUAGCCAGCCGAAGAAGUCACGGAAAUGGCAGUUUGGUAUCCGGUCCCGGAACCAGCCUUACGAAGCCAUGCUCUGCUUGUACAAAGCCAUUGCUGCGCAGGGGGGUGUUUGGGAGAUCCUCCCGGCCGAACCAGAGGGCUCUGAUUCGAACAUGGAGCCGGCACCAGACCAACCGAAACCACUACAGCGCAAGUACCCGGACCUGCCGUCGGAUUAUUAUAUCCCGAAGGAUCCAUGGUUCAUCCGGGCGCGUCUCCUCAAACAAGGCGUUACGGCGCCGGGAGUGUCGCUCAGCACGCACAGCAGCCGGAGCGACCUGGGCGAACUUCGUCGGCGAGUCAAUCUCAUGAACGUCAGCGCGGAAGAGAAGGCCGCGAUUGCCGCCGCGGUGCAAGCUGGGUCCGACAGCGCCAACGCGAGCGCGGCUUCGUCGGCCGAGCUCCCAGCGUCGCUGAAGAUCGAUUACGGAGUGUGGGUGUUCAUCGACAUCCAGCUGUACCAGCUGGAGGCGAACAACUACAUGGUGGACUUCAAGUGCGACGGCUACCAGAACGUGAUCCGGGCGGAGGGCGACAGCGAGUGGCGGCCGAUCAGCAAACGCAUCCGGAACAAGGAGAAGGAGGUGACGAGUCCGUAUCCAUAUCUCGACGUGGCGUCGGAUCUGGUGGCUCAGUUGGCGGUAGUCGGGUAG